This is a messenger RNA of Lolium rigidum, 1356 nucleotides long. Its product is annotated as phenolic glucoside malonyltransferase 2-like. Lineage: Eukaryota; Viridiplantae; Streptophyta; Magnoliopsida; Poales; Poaceae. The coding region runs from base 1 to 1356 and encodes 451 amino acids. The transcript has 2 exons. The record is from RefSeq and is a predicted model, not a curated record.
AUGUCUGCUGUGAGAGUCAUCGACGCCAGCUACGUCUCCGUGCCGGCGACCGCCACGCCGUCGCCAGAGCCGAUCAAGCUCAACGCCAUGGAAGCGCAGUGGCUCACCUUCUUCCCGGUGGUGCAGCGCGUCCUCCUCUUCGACUUAGACGGCGCCGAUCACACAGCCCCAUUCGAUACCGUCCUCGAGUGCCUCCGUUCCUCCCUCGCCGCGACACUGAGCAGCUUCGCGCCACUUGCAGGCAAGCUCGUCCACCUCAAGGACACUGGCGACGUCGGCAUUAGCUGCUCCGCCACCGACGGCGUCAGGUUCGUUGUCGCGGAGUCCGACGCCGACGUCCGGCGCCUCUCCGGCGACGAGGAGUACGACAUAAGCGUGCUUAGGCUGCUUGUGCCGGAGGUGGACAUGAGCGAGCUGCCGGUCCGCGUUCUGGCCGUGCAGGUCACGCGUUUGGACGGCGGCAUGGGCAUGGCGCUCGGGGUGACAGUGCACCACGCCGUCGCUGACGGGCGCUCACUCUGGGCGUUCGUGGAGGCGUGGGCGACGGCGUGUCGGAGCGACACGCCGGCCGCCGCGACGCCAACAUUCGAUCGCUCGCUCGUCAAACUGCCUCGUGGUGACGAGCUUGCUAGAGAGGUCUUGCGGAAGUUCGCGCCAAACUUGCCUUUGGCGACACUGCCGAUGCCGACCACUGGAGAAACCAUUAGGCCGUUCACCCGAGUCCGAGCAUUCACAUUGGAGAAGCAGGACAUAGAACUCCUCAAGAAGCGCAUCAUCCAUCUCUCGGAAUCCAACGGGGUGUACCAACUGUCUCACCCCCUGUCCACCUUUGCCGCCAUCGCCGGGCUCGCGUGGACAUGCUUCGUUCGGUGCAAGCAAUUCUCCGGGGACGACGACGUGCUCUUCUUUUUCUUCGCCGACGCCCGUCGACGCCUCGACCCUCCCGUCGACGAGGCGUACACCGGCUCGUGCCUCACCGGAUGCCUUGCGAAGCUCCCCGCGCGUGAGCUCCAGGCCGACCAUGCCCUAGUUGCCGCGGCAUCGGCUGUCCAGGACGAGGUCUGCAAAAUGGCCAAAGACCCCGUGGCCGGGCUGGAUUUCGUGACACCGCUACUCACGGUCGACAUGGACCGCCUGAUGCAUGUGUCGGGCUCGCCGGGAUUCAGGGCAUACGAGGUUGCUGACUUUGGGUGGGGAAGGCCGAGGUGGACCGAGAAUGCUAGGAUGAACGACGAUGGUCAUGUGGUGCUGAUGCGUGCCAAGGACGGCCACGGGGUGCAAGUGUCAGUCUCUCUAUUAUUGCCGGAGCAGAUGGAUGAGUUCCAGGCUCAGUUCCUCAAGUUACUACAACGGUGA